UGGUCGGGUCGAGCAGACCGCAGCAACCCACGUAACACCGCACACGCUGAAGACCUGUGCCUCCGAAUCGCGAAAGAAGAAUACAAGAAGUUCAGUUAGAUUUUUUCUCCCGCGGUAAUAAUUGUGAACUAUUGAACGGUACGCGUUUUAGUGCUGGUGAAAAACCGUCGGCAGCAUGAACGGCAUGAACGUUGUUAAUGUGGAAGACAAAAGCAGAAAGGAUAGCAUUAAAAGGCAAAGAAACAACGCAGACAAACCGGCAAAUUUCACGCGCGGAUUGUUAAUAAAAUGGUUUCGCGAGCUUCGCUCUCUUCACUGGAACACCACCAUAACGAAAGAACCGUCUACUGUUGUUGCAAUCAGCCGCCAGGAUCCUAUUUACCAGAGCGAAGGAAAGGACAAGAGGAAAAAACGCAAGGACUACAGGAGACACUCCUUUAAUGACCGUCAAGUCACACCGCCACCCAGCAGACGAAGAAGUCGAACUAAUGGCUUCGAAGGUAAACCGCCCCACUUGGCCAAAAACACCCCUCUGGCCCUUACAAUGAUGCCGUCACGUUCCACCCCGAACCUGCAGCAGCCCAGCCGUGACAAGAACCACCCGAGCAUCUACUCGUACCUCGAGAACCCGAAUUUCUCGCCGAAGCAGCCGCCGCCCCGAGAUGACGACUCGCCACCGCCAGCGCCACCUGUCCGGGACUCGUCCAGCCUCAAGUCCAUCAAGUACGGUCCUGGACACGAGAAGUUCCCUUCGUGGCCGGUGCCCGCCGCCGCUGAGACUCCGCCAGCCCUUCGCGGACCUCCCGGGGGCGGCUCGCACAGGUCCAAGUCGUGGACCGACCACACGAACUACCCCAAGGAGAAGGUCGUAGCGUACACGCGACCUUACAUGAAGAGACAACACUCUUCUUAUACGCAACAACAAAAACUCAAAACUGUGAUGGAACGUUGUGAGAAAAUCCCCCCCGAGACGUUCGAAUCUCGCCACAGCAAACACAGCGACCUCUUGUACUUAUCUCACGUUGAUCGUGACGGCAAGCCCCUAGGUGAUAUGGACUACAUGGUGCCAUCCCCUCCGGAGAGGGACAUCCCCAACAAACCCCAGUUAACGCAAGUCGAUCUCGAAGAGUACGCUAGGUCGUACCAAGAGCCCGUCAAGUACUCCUACGACUCCUCGCACCUCACCAAGUCCGGCUUGGAGGAGUUCAUGGAGUACACCCGCAACUACGAAGACUCCCUUUUUAACUCUAUGGGGUCCAAGCACGAGCUGACCCACUUUCAUCAGAAGCAGUUGUCCUACGCCCAGUCCGAAGGGUACCACAGCUACGUGUCCAGCACGGACUCCACAUCUACGCCUUUUCUGGAUAGGCUGAGAAGGGACAGCGAGGCUGUGGUCACUAGGACUUCCACUUGGGAUGAACCGGAGCAAGAGCAAAGCACUAGGAGGGAAGGGAGAGACAGUGUAGUGACUACUAGUUCGGGUUCGGUGUCGUCGAGUGAAACUUUAAAAUGGCACGGGUCGAUGAGUGACGUUUCGGUUGCUAGUAGUUCUUUUACGCAUCUUGCCAAUUCUUCGAACUCUUCGGUCUCUAGACAGUUAAUUGCUCAUAGUGCGAGAGUACAAACGCCUCAAAGACAUCACUCGGAAAGUGUCUUGUAUAUGGGUGCUGAAAAUACGGACAGUUGGAAAGAUAAAGAGAGUAGAAAUAACAAUGCCAAUAAACUCAAACUGUUUCCUGUGAAUACUUACACUGUACAAGACUCAGAUCUGCAUAGUAGUAGUACCAGUAGCGUCAAUAGUAGUACGAGCAGGCUAUCGUCGUCGAUCUCCAUGAACCCCGUUUUGUCCGUCGCCGACAGAAUAAGCGAACUCGAAAAACAACAGAAAUACUCAUACCUAGAUCCGGAUAAGAAACACAAAGUUCCUGACCCCACUCUCAAAGCCAUCCAAAAGAAAGCUCUCUUGUCAUUCUACGAACGACACCAAAACCCCAACAAAAGCAACCCAUGGCGCUCCGAGCCUCAAUUAGUUCAACCGCAAGCCCCCCAGCAAGCCAUACCUCAGCCGCCGCCACGAGCCAAAGCUCAACUUCCAAGCAGAAGAGCUUCUUCAGCAUCGGAUUACGCUUCCGGCAACAAUUCCAAACGCAGCAGUUUAGCCAGUCGCGAAUCGAAGACCACAGAAAGCAUAAGCAAAGCGUCCCCGAAACACCAAUACAGCAAUUCUUGCGGAAGUCUAUCUACCGAUUUGCUCGGACCCAUCAUUGUUGGACCGUCGAUUUCGGUGGACGACUGGGUCCCGGACAAUCCGCCAGCCAUACCUCCCAAGAACCCGCAUCUUCGGAACGCCUUCCCCGAUUUGUUCAACCAGCGAGUGCCAAGCCCGGAUCUGCCGCCGCCGUCGCCGCCCACGGUUCUGGAAGAUGAAGUUUUCAAUAACGACGAUCCUCUGCCGCCGCCGCCUCCAGAGUGCGACGAGUGGCAAAAGGAGUUCAAUGAUAGACUGAAGGAAAACACGCAGUUUGCGGUCCCGCAAGUCCAGAAGAGCAAAUCCCCGAUUAAACAGACUGUUGGUUUGCCUGAGCAGAGGCAUAGUAGUGUCAGAUCGUCCAUCAAGACGCGACCUGCGGGUCACAUUAUACACCAAGUGAGCAGCAAGCCCUACCAUGGAGGUAAAUCGGAGCAAAUACUGGGUUUCCCGAAUCAGCAAACCUAUGCGGAGAGGUCAAACACUAAAUAUCCUGCUACGCAGAAACUCGUGUUGAACGGGAAUGUGGCGGUCAGUCAAAAAGUGCAAAAUGGCUCGGAUCAGUACAGAGCUGAGCCUUUGAGGCCUCUACAUAAGGAAGAUUUGAACAAGUCGCCGGAUUUGAAAAAAGUACAACGGGCCUCCAUUGCCGAAAGUCCAACGAAAGACGUUCCUCCACCUCUUCAGCCGAGACAAGCGAGGGUCAAUCAGAGCAUGAGAGGGAGAAUAUCGCAUGCUGUGACCUCGAGGAGUUCACCACCGAAAGAGGAGAGGCUGAGGGAAAUGAGGUCGCAAUCUUUGAGUCAAUCUAAGGCCUCCUACCUUGCCUCUCGCCGCGACCGAGACCGCAUCGUCCCCGAUUCAGACACCGGAAGCUACAAACGCACCAUGUCACCCAACGGCCAUACCAUUAACGAACCCAUCCCCGAACCAGCACCUCAGAAAGAAUCCAUUUGGUCUCUCAACCGUUCCAGCAAAGACAUGAUCAAAAACAACAACAACACUAACCUCCUGCGACGAUCUUCCAUGAACGACAAAUCCAAAAAAGCCCAAAUACAUGACAAAAAAUGUGAGGAAAAACAAGACAAGGUAGUCCUACCCGACGUUCUGCCAGUGAAUGCGAAAAUGCUCAGUGCACGAUCUCAACAAUAUAAUCGACCAACGAAUUUGAAUUUAGUGGAAAACGGAAUGAAGAAACAUUCACCCCCUGAGUCGCCCUCGAAAACGCCUCCCAGAGGGUCACCAUUUGCGCCGCUACGGUCUACGAGUCUGUCCAAUCCGCCAUUAUUAGCGUCGUAUAUUAAACCCGUGACUCCGAACGAAUCUCCACCUUCACCAAAAAUUAAACCGUCGUUGUCUCCUAGUUCUCCUUCGAAGUUGUCUCCGUUGCGAACUUCACCUGCUAUGUCUUCUCAUACGAAUAGUCCUAUACAAACUUCUUUUCUCAAUUCAUCGAACGCGAAUAGUCCUAUACAAACUCCUUUGACUGCCUCUAGUGCGAAUAGUCCUGUACAAACUUCACCUCUUAGUUCUCCUAAUUGUUCUCCUAAACCGUCGUCUCCCGAAAUUUCACCCCCUCCUACACCGUAUAAGACGGAAGAGUGUCCGAAAGUGAUCGAGGGUUUGCAGCUGAUUCAAAGGACUGAGGUAGUGUUACGAGUGAACACUUCGACAACUGACGCUGCUAUUCAGACGGAGAAAGAUGAGCUGCCUCCGACUCCUUUACCUACUAGGAAGAAGUUGCAGGAAGAGAUAGAGUGUGAGAAGUUGAGCGAGGAACUCGUCAAUCAUCUGCCGACAUCUGAUAGGUUAAAGGAACUUUUGGUACCCGGACCAGAGCACAAAAAACCGACGGAUUACGUCCAAGGGCUGUUCAAGGUAGAAGUAACAUCGAGACCGAGGCCAACAAACUCACCAUUUAGAAGUAGGAAUAAUACUCCUAGUAGUAGUCCACCACCUACUUCCUCUACUCCAAUUAGUACCACUACAACCUCAUCGAAAAUAAGCUCGACCACGUCCCCAAUGAGUUCCUUAGUUGAACCCACAAGCCCAUUGUCCGGUUCUUCAACUUACUUUACAAUCUCAGAACCAAAAGCAAAGUUUUUAACUAGGUAUAGUCAAGACAUGAGCCAAUGUCACAUCGUCAAAGAUACCAAAGAUCUCAACAUAAAAAAGGAAGAGUUAGUGAACCGUUUAGACCGCAAAUUGGAAGUUUUACGUUCGGAACAAUUGGUGGUAACUGAAGAGUGCAAAAUUAACGACGAGCUUGGAGAAAACGUGGAAGCUCAUAUCAGAAGAUUGGCAAGGCCGCACGAGGCAGAUAAAUUCAGGCUUCACAUUGAAGAAGUCGGCAAAAUCACAAGUCUUCUUCUUGGUUUGUCUGGAAGGCUAGCAAGGGCGGAAAAUGCCUUAAUGGGAAUGCCUGAGGAUCAUCCCGAACGAAGAAUUUUGGAAAGUAAACGCGACAAGCUCCUGGAGCAACUAGAAGAAGCCAAGAAGUUGAAAGAGUGCAUCGAUCGUCGUAGCGUUAGCGUUUCAAACAUUCUCUACAAGUACUUGAACUCGGAAGAAUACACCGACUAUGACCACUUCAUUAACAUGAAGGCGAAAUUGAUAAUGGACUCGAAGGAAAUUGCAGACAAAAUUAAAUUGGGAGAGGAGCAACUGCUAGCCUUAAAAGAGACAUUAAUCGUCGCAGACUGACCGCGUAACUGUAUUUUGUUAAGUUGUAUGUGUAAAGUAUGCUUAACCAUUCGAGUUUUAUCGAAUGUGCCUAGUCCAUUGACAUUUCCUUCGCUCUUAAGUCCCGGUUACAAAACGGAGAUUUUGUGUAAUAUAAAACAUGAUGUAUUUUAGAUGAAAUGUUUUUUUAGUUUAUGGUAAAUUUAAGUUAUCAAAUUAGUUGUGGUACUUAUUAAUUUUGUGGUAUUUCGAAUAUUUCGUUGCAGUUUGUGUCGAUUUAUUUGACAAUACCAUGUUGUAGGGUGUACCUCGCAAUAUCUACUUAGAGCUUGAGUCGGUAGAUUUGACUGCUUGAGUCGAGUUGAUGUCUCUUACCAUUUUCACAAAUGGCUAUGAUGACGUCACUAGAGCAGAAUAGGCUGUUACGUUGUGCAUUUUUCAUAUUUAGUUGAAAACAUAAUUAUAAGUGCAAAUAUGGUAAUCGUAUGAAUGAGGAAGCCCCAACAAUAUUUACAGCGAUUCAUCUACCCAGUUUUAUACUUUUGUUAAUUUAUUGUCUCCUUCUUUAGUCACGUUUAAUUCAAAUUAAGUGCUGUGGAUCUUGUAGGGUUGCCUUCUUUUAUAAGAUAUUACCUAAUACAUCUUCCUACCAAGUAUUUCAUUGUAUCUUAGGUGUACAAAAGUCAAAAUUAUAACCCAUUGAUUUUCUCUUUAUCAUAAUGAGAGCAGUUGUAUAUAUAAAUGUAUGUAUUUAAAAAUGAAAUCGAAAGUGGUGCUCUGGAAAUUUUUUAUAUUAAGUUAUUGUUGUGAUUUUCGUUUAUAUUGAAACUGAGUCGUGUGUAUUUUUCUUACAUAUUUUUAAUAUACCAUAAGUAUGUUAUUUACUUGCAUACAAAUUUAAAUAGAUUAUUUUAAGCUUUAUGCAUCGCUUGCAAUAAAUAACUAAAUAACGAUUUUUU
This is a messenger RNA of Zophobas morio, 5889 nucleotides long. It is a transcript of the gene Shrm, whose product is annotated as Shroom. The record is from RefSeq and is a predicted model, not a curated record. Gene Ontology annotation, biological process: cell morphogenesis; actin filament organization. Gene Ontology annotation, cellular component: adherens junction; apical plasma membrane; cortical actin cytoskeleton. The coding region runs from base 176 to 4951 and encodes 1591 amino acids. Gene Ontology annotation, molecular function: actin filament binding. Lineage: Eukaryota; Metazoa; Arthropoda; Insecta; Coleoptera; Tenebrionidae. The transcript is spliced from 10 exons.